AAGCCUUGGCGUGAUCGGCUGCAGAGCGAGAAAGACACAAAGAAGAAUGUUUAGCUGAAAAUCAAGCGAAGAUUCAAAACAUCGAUCUUAACUGAACGGCUUGGAGCUCGGCGCUUUACUGCAUUAGAACAGCUGCAGAUAAACAUCAUCAUGUCUGGAGACCUGGAUCUCUCCCCUCCAGAGGUUCCCGAGCCCACCCUUUUCGAGAAUCUCUUGCGCUAUGGCCUUUUUCUUGGAGCUAUUUUCCAGCUCGUCUGCAUUUUAGCCAUAAUUAUACCCACAUCCAAGAGCCAUGAACAGGAAGAGACUGCAGAGCCAUCUGACACCAAAGGUUCUGAGCAGAGCAAAAAGCCAAAGGCAGCUAUACAGCAGAUGCGACAGAAACCAAAAAAGGAGAGCAAGAAGAAGCGAUAAGGUUCUCGAGUUUGGAUAUGAGUGUGCCAGCAAGUGUGAGAGUGAAUGUUAGUUAUAGGUUGUGGGUGCUGCUGCUCAGAAACCUUCAUCAUGGACUCUCAACACGAAACAGUUUCCAUGUGAAAAGUCUGCAACAUUUCAUAUUUAAUUAACUGUGCUGAUGGUAGUCAAUUACUAUAGAACAUUUUUUUUACACUACUUACAAAUCUUCUUACAACACUUACAAAUUUUCUAGUUCUUUUGGUGAGAAUUUCCGUUUGUAGUAGUAGUUUUUUAUUUAUUUAUUGUACAAUAUUGAACAUUUUUCCUAUUUUUUUGUACCUAAAUUGGACUAUAUAUAAACUGAUCAUGGGCCCAUUCCCUUCCAUUCCCCAUUAGUAAUCUGAUCUUUUCUAUAUAUAGCUGAGGAAAGCUUAUCUGUAAGUUAAUCAUUGCCUUCAUUGCUCCUCUUUCAGCAACAUUUCAUUAACUUGUAAUACAAGUCCCUCCAAUAAAUGACUUUCAUAAGAGACACUGUUUUAAACCUGCACAUUCUGUAAUUACUAAAAACGUAGCAGCUGUAAUCAGGAAAUACUGUACAUCAGCUUAGGAACACAAUAUUAAUAUUCUAGCCUUUCUACAACAUUUAUGCUGGUUCUCUAUAGUUGUCAGUUUUCCAUCAGUCUACAGGAAACAUCAAAUAUACAUUGUAGAUGCAGUUCUAUUGCUUUAUUAUAGUGAAUUUAAUAUGAAUGUACAGCCAUAAAUACAUAUUCAUAAAACAAAGACGCUUCAUAAGCAUUAUUAAAUGAGAACAUCUGUGAUAUAAAAAUAUCAGGAGAAAAAAGACUAAAAUUGAUAUUGCUCAACAUUUUGUACUUUCACAAAUUAGAAAAGAAAUAGGUUUUAAAGGACCAAUGAGUAACAUGUUCUGUUAAAAGCUAAAAACAGCACAAUUCAAUGUCGACUAAAAACCAAAUCUUUUUAACAGUAGUUAAUACUCAAGGAUAAAGUGCUUUCUCUGACACUUUGCUAGUUAUUUCACCAUCAGUAAUGAGUAUCACUAAAGCAUUACAGGACACUGUUACUUACUGCUCCUUUAAAAACCUCUGGAUAUGAAAUAAAGAACUUUGUAUAGACGUAAAGUUUGAAGAAGUGUCUUCUUCUUUGGAAGAAGCUGUUUUUCUGUGUCGCCAAUCACUGUUCACUGGUGUGGACAGUCAGAUCUUUUCUGAUCACUUCAUUCACUGUGAGAACAGAAGAGAAAUGUUACAGGGAUGACUUAUGCAAAUAUCUGCAUACUCUACAGUGAGAUGAGGCUGUUCUAGGACCUGUAAAGUUAAAGCUACUGCAUACAACAAAUGAAAAUUACAGAAGCUUAAGAUGUUGCUGUGAUAUACAGGCUUCUGCCAGAGUAGUGAGUGUGAAAUGCGCAGUCAGGGGUACUGCAGUAUGGGCCCCGCCUAGAUGAGAAUUGUGCAUUAGUUGAUCACUAGGGGGCAGUAUUGUUCGUCAACUGGCAAUCUAAUGCUUCAUUUGGCUUUGCUUCCUGUUGUUGAACAAGAGUGGGCUAAAAUUGGAAACUUUUCUCCCUCUCCAGUCUAAUUUUAGAUCAAGGUGGUUGUUACAGGUAGCACUGGGCCUUAAAUAGAAGGCAAAGUGCCACAGUGACACUUCAACUCCUACGAUAGUCACCGCAGAAUCACUGUAGUGCAGAUGAGACUGUGGGACCGUCCGACACAUCAAAUGGUAAACAUAAUGUCAGUUAUUACUCAUCAUACUUAAUGCUGGUUAAUCGUCAAGUUGGGAUACCAAUUAGUACACCAAGCUUUUUCAAACUGAACAAUAAACACUGAUUUCCUCCAUUAAACGAUCCAUAUCCUAUA
Messenger RNA from Pygocentrus nattereri (red-bellied piranha), 2279 nucleotides. RefSeq names its product mannosidase beta like (gene manbal). Bases 151 to 414 code for a protein of 87 amino acids. The transcript is spliced from 3 exons. The record is from RefSeq and is a predicted model, not a curated record. NCBI's taxonomy places the organism in Eukaryota, Metazoa, Chordata, Actinopteri, Characiformes, Serrasalmidae. Gene Ontology annotation, cellular component: membrane.